Molecule: messenger RNA, 2108 nt
Organism: Neopelma chrysocephalum (saffron-crested tyrant-manakin)
Lineage: Eukaryota; Metazoa; Chordata; Aves; Passeriformes; Pipridae
Gene: CTPS2
Product: CTP synthase 2
Exons: 20
Coding region: 165-1931 (588 amino acids)
Biological process (GO): CTP biosynthetic process; pyrimidine nucleobase biosynthetic process
Cellular component (GO): cytoplasm; cytoophidium
Molecular function (GO): CTP synthase activity; identical protein binding
Source: RefSeq, a predicted model, not a curated record
CCCCCGGGGCGCCGCCGCCUCCCCCGGCGGUUCGCUGCGGUCCGCUGCGGUCCGGCGGCCCCGCGGCGGUUCCUCGUCGUCGCCCCCGGGCCCCGGCCGGAGCACCCGUCUGUGGCACCCACGUUUCCACAUCAAGGUCUCUGUGUGUGUGUGCUGAUUUUCCGAUGAAGUACAUCCUGGUGACUGGUGGUGUCAUCUCAGGCAUUGGCAAAGGGAUCAUUGCAAGCAGCAUUGGCACCAUUCUGAAAUCAUGUGGUCUACGUGUCACUGCAAUCAAAAUUGAUCCUUACAUAAACAUAGAUGCUGGAACCUUUUCACCAUACGAACAUGGUGAGGUUUUUGUAUUGAAUGAUGGUGGAGAAGUUGACUUGGAUUUGGGAAAUUAUGAGAGAUUUUUGGACAUCAAUCUCUAUAAAGAUAACAAUAUCACCACUGGAAAGAUAUAUCAGCAUGUCAUUAAUAAAGAAAGACAUGGUGAUUACCUGGGGAAAACCGUUCAAGUUGUUCCACACAUCACUGAUGCAGUUCAGGAAUGGGUAAUGAAUCAGGCUAAAGUUCCGGUGGAUGAUGACAGAGAGGAGCCACAAAUUUGUGUAAUUGAGCUGGGUGGAACCAUUGGAGAUAUUGAAGGAAUGCCAUUUGUUGAAGCAUUUAGACAGUUUCAGUUCAAAGCAAAAAGAGAAAAUUUUUGUAACAUCCAUGUUAGCCUAGUACCACAGCCUAACGCCACUGGUGAACAGAAGACAAAACCAACACAGAACAGUGUUCGAGCACUGAGGGGUCUGGGCUUGUCUCCAGAUUUGAUAGUUUGCAGAAGUGCAAAACCUAUAGAAAUGGCAGUGAAGGAAAAGAUUUCCAUGUUUUGUCAUGUGGAGCCUGAGCAGGUGAUAUUUAUUCAUGAUGUUUCUUCUACUUACCGAGUACCAAUCCUGUUGGAGGAGCAAGGCAUCAUUAAGUAUUUUAAACAGAGGUUAAAUUUACCUAUUGAUGACCAGCCAAGUGAUCUUCUAAUGAAAUGGAAGAAAAUGGCUUGCAGAUAUGAAAGGUUGCUGAAGGUGUGUUCCAUAGCUCUUGUUGGCAAGUACACCAAGCUAAGUGACUGCUAUGCAUCUGUUUUCAAAGCUCUGGAACACUCUGCGCUGGCAAUUAAUUACAAACUGGAUUUAAUGUACAUAGAUUCAACAGAACUUGAACGUUCUACAGAAGCGGAGAACUCAGUGAAAUAUCACCAGGCAUGGCACAAACUGUGCAAAGCAGAUGGCAUUCUGGUCCCAGGAGGGUUUGGAAUUAGGGGAACGGAAGGCAAACUCCAAGCUAUCUCCUGGGCAAGAUCAAAAAAAAAACCUUUUCUUGGAGUUUGCCUGGGAAUGCAGUUAGCAGUUGUGGAAUUUGCAAGAAACUGUUUGAAUUGGAAAGAUGCAAAUUCUACAGAAUUCGACCCAGACACAAAAAACCCUGUUGUUAUUGACAUGCCAGAACACAAUCCUGGAGAUAUGGGUGGAACGAUGAGACUGGGGAAGAGGAGGACUGUUUUCAAAACAGAAAAUUCUGUUUUAAGGAAGCUUUAUGGUGAUGAAGCAUUUGUAGAGGAGCGACACAGGCAUCGAUAUGAGGUGAACCCAGAAUUGACUCACUGCUUUGAAGAGAAAGGUUUGAAAUUUGUUGGCCAUGAUACGGAGGGGAACAGAAUGGAAAUUAUUGAACUGGAGAAUCACCCGUAUUUUGUGGGAGUUCAGUUCCACCCAGAAUUUUCCUCAAGACCUAUGAAACCUUCACCUCCAUACCUUGGAUUGUUGCUAGCAGCAACUGGGACACUCAAUGCAUACCUUCAGCGUGGAUGUAAAUUGUCUCCAAGAAAAAACGACAGCUACAGUGACCUAAGUGAUGACAGUUCUCCAGAAAAAGAGUUUCCUAAUCCUGGCACAAGCUGAAACGAUUGUAUGAGAUUACAGAAAUGGAUGAUGCUGUUGAGAAACUUGGGAACAGUACAAUAUUGAAUAGAAGAAAGUAGAAGAGUAAGCUGCUUACAGUUCUCAUACUGUCUCCUCCUCUAUGGCUUUCAAUAAUUCUCGUUACAGAUGACAGUUCACCUGUCCUGUAGCAAAAAC